AUGAUGGAGCUGCAGAUCGACGAGGUGGUCUACCAGGACGACUACGGCUCCGGCUCCGUGAUGUCGGAGCGGGUGUCGGGCCUGGCCAACAGCAUCUACCGGGAGUUCGAGCGGCUGAUCCGCAGCUACGACGAGGAGGUGGUGAAGGAGCUGAUGCCGCUGGUGGUGAACGUGCUGGAGAACCUGGACGGGGUGCUCACCGAGAACCAGGAGCACGAGGUGGAGCUGGAGCUGCUGAAGGAGGACAACGAGCAGCUCAUCACCCAGUACGAGCGGGAGAAGGCGCUGAGGAAGCAGGCGGAGGAGAAAUUCAUUGAGUUUGAAGAUGCCUUGGAAGCUGAGAAGAAGGACCUGCAGGUACAGGUGGAGUUUCUGGAGCUGCAUGGGAAACAGCUGGAGCUCAAGACGAAGAACUACUCCGACCAACUCACUCGGCUGGAGGAGCGAGAAUCCGACAUGAAGAAAGAGUACAACGCUCUGCACCAGCGCCACACUGAGAUGAUCCAGACGUACGUCGAGCACAUAGAGCGCUCCAAAAUGCAGCAGGCAGGGACCAACAGCCAAUCGGAAGGCCCCGGCUGUGGACGAACCAAAGCGGAGCGCCCGCCGUCGUUGAGCCUGUACCCCACCGGCGAGGGCAUGGUACGUGGGGGUCUCGGGGGGGCUAGGAUGAUGCCCGGGAAAGACAUCUGGCAGGUCAGCGAGCUCGGCCAGUCUAUCUCCAGCUCUGCCUAUCAGGAGGAUGGAUCCGAGUCCGACUCAGUAGCAGCCACGCCCAGCAGCACAGGGAGCAAGUCCAACACCCCCACCUCCUCCGUCCCCUCCGCCACCGUCACCCCAAUCAACGAGGGCUUCCCCCCGCACGCCGAGUUCGAUGCCAUGCGGGCCGGGAACCACAGGAAAGGGGCCAAGCGGCUCAGCCGGAAUAUGGAAGUGCAGGUUUCACAGGAAACCAGGAACGUCAGCAUCGGUAUGGGAAGCAGUGACGAGUGGUCCGAGUUCCAGGAGAUCAUCGAUUCUACUCCUGAGCUCGACAUGUGUGUGGACCACCGCGUGUACGGAGGAGGAAACAGCCCCUCCCAGGGCAUCGUGAACGAGGCCUUCGGCAUCAACACCGACUCCCUCUACCACGAGAUCAAAGACGCCAAGUCGGACAUCAUCGGAGACGUGGACGCCGGCGCCGAGCUGCUCGGCGAGUUCUCAGUCCGCGAUGAUUUCUUCGGGAUGGGCAAGGAGGUGGAGAACCUGCUGACAGAGAACAAGCAGCUCCUAGAGACCAAAAACGCUCUGAACAUUGUGAAAAACGACCUCAUCGCCCAAGUGGACGAGCUGUCGGGGGUGCAGGAGGUGCUGAGGGAGGAGCUGGAGGCCGUGAAGCAGUCGAAGAACAAGGUGGACGCCAGAGUCAAGGAGCUGGAGGAGGAACUCAAGAGGUUAAGAGCCGAAGCUCUCGGUGCGUCUCGGGACUCAAAGGAUGAAGGAGCUGAUGAUUACUCCUCACCCAUGCAGGACGGCGACAUGACAAUGACGCAGCGGCGGCGCUUCACCCGGGUGGAGAUGGCGCGCGUGCUGAUGGAGAGGAACCAGUACAAAGAGAGACUGAUGGAGCUGCAGGAGGCCGUACGGUGGACGGAGAUGAUCAGGGCGUCCCGGGAGAGUCCUGCAAUCCAAGAGAAGAAGAAGUCGACCAUCUGGCAGUUCUUCGCCCGUCUCUUCAGCACCUCCUCCAGUCCUCCUCCGGUCAAGCGGCCGUACUACAGCGUCAACAUCCACUACAAGUCGCCCUCUCCGGCCGGCUUCUCUCAGCGCCGCAGCCAAACCAUGUGUCAGAUCUCCACCUCCAACCGCACGCUGGAGUUCUUCCCCGAAGAUGACUCGGCGCUUGUGGCCCGCCGAGAGCAGCGGCGCGAGCAGUACCGGCAGGUCCGCGAGCACAUGCGCCGCGAUGACGGCAUCAUGCAGGCCUGUGGCUGGAGUGUGCCCUCACGCUUCAAACAGACCACCAACGAAAAAGAUGAUAAAAGCAUGAAGAAUGUUCCUGUCCCGGUGUACUGUCGCCCCCUGGUGGAGAAGGACCCCAACAGGAAGUUGUGGUGUGCGGCGGGCGUGGACCUGUCCGGGUGGAGGGCCGGCAGCCAGGAGGCGGCCCCCGGCAGAGCCCUGAUGGGCGGCAGCGACCCCCUGCACGCCGACGAGGACGGAGCGGAGAAGAAGAGCAGCCACACGUCCCCGGAGAAGAGGAAGUCAAAGGAGCUCCAAGAGACAGACAGCAUGAACAGUCGCGUGUGGAUUCUCACCAGCACUCACUCGGCCAGCAAGGUGGUCAUCAUCGACGCCAACCAGCCGGGCUCACUGGUCGACCAGUUCAACGUCUGCAACGCCCACGUGCUCUGCAUCUCCAGCGUGCCAGCUGCCAGUGAGAGCGACUACCCGGCAGGAGAGAUCGUGUUGGAUCCGGGUGACGGAGGCGCCGGCGCAGGCGAGGACACCGGCAGCGUGGAGAACAUGUUGGCCGGUAUCACUCUCGUCGGCUGCGCCACCAACUGCAGCGUGGCCCGAAGCAACUGCUCCUCACGCACUGACACCCCCAUCAUGGACAAAGGACAAGCCCCCACCGCUCCCCCCAUGAACGGGAAGAUUCACCCUGCACAGUCGGCCGAGGAAGCCACCGAAGCCACAGAGGUCUCGGACUCAACGGCCAGCCACACGAUGGGAUCCGGUCCUCCAGGACCGUUCACCGAGCACGUCUUCACCGACCCCCAGCCUCGUCCCACAGACGUCUCCGACAGGUAAGAAAACGGAGGCCUGUCCAAAGAGGAUACGUCUCAGCCUACAGACUCAGAGGAUGGAGGAGACGAGUCCAAAAACUACACGAGCGUGGCCCCCACCAUGUGGCUCGGGGCCCAGAACGGCUGGCUCUACGUGCACUCGGCUGUUGGAAACUGGAAGAAGUGUCUCCACUCCAUCAAACUCAAAGACUCGGUGCUCAGCUUGGUGCAUGUGAAAGGUCGUGUGCUGGUCGCCCUCGCUGACGGGACCCUCGCCAUUUUCCACAGAUCAGAGGACGGCCAGUGGGAUUUGUCCAACUACCACCUCAUGGACCUCGGCCGGCCUCAUCACUCCAUCCGCUGCAUGGCGGUGGUCCACGACAAGGUGUGGUGCGGCUACAAGAACAAGAUCCACGUCAUCCAGCCCAAGAGCAUGCAGAUCGAGAAGUCCUUCGACGCGCACCCCCGCCGGGAGAGCCAGGUGCGGCAGCUGGCGUGGAUCGGCGACGGCGUGUGGGUGUCGAUCCGGCUCGACUCCACCCUGCGGCUCUACCACGCCCACACGCACCAGCACCUCCAGGACGUGGACAUCGAGCCGUACGUCAGCAAGAUGCUCGGAACCGGCAAGCUGGGCUUCUCCUUUGUGAGAAUCACGGCGCUUCUGAUUGGUGGGAAUCGCCUGUGGGUAGGAACUGGGAACGGUGUGAUCAUCUCCAUCCCACUGACGGAGACGGUGGUCCUUCACCGGGGACAGCUCCUGGGUUUGAGGGCCAAUAAGGUGUCUCCAACAUCCUCCACUGGAGUCAUCCACGUGUACGGAGACGACGGCUCUGAGAAGAGCAGCGGCAGCUUCAUCCCCUACUGCUCCAUGGCUCAGGCCCAGCUCUGCUUCCACGGACACCGGGACGCUGUCAAGUUCUUCGUCUCAGUGCCCGGCAAUGUCCUGGCCACCCUGAAUGGCAGCGUGCUGGACAGCCCGUCGGAGGGGCAGGGCUCCACAGCGCCCCCAGAGGCCGAGACCCAGAGUGUUCACAACGUGCUGGUGCUGAGCGGAGGAGAGGGCUACAUCGACUUCCGUAUCGGCGAUGGAGAGGACGACGAGACGGAGGAGGGCGAGAGCGGCGUGGCCACGCAGAUGAAACCUGCCUUGUGCAAAGCGGAGCGGAGCCACAUCAUCGUGUGGCAGGUGUCCUACGUACCCGAGUGACACCUGGAGCUGAUUUAAUGCCCCACACACACCCACCACCUCCUCCUCCUCCUCUUCCUCCUCCUCCCCCUGGCCCCAAAAAGCUUCCAGCCGCCCAAACCUUGUAAUUAAUCCCCGAUGGAGGAGAAGCUCCCUUGGCUCUGAAACGAGCACCAAGCUGUGUAUGGUCCCUUGUAACUAUGAUAUCCCCUCCUGCCCCAUCACCUUGUAACUCUCAAGCCUUGUAAGUACCUCCUCUAGUAAUCUGCCUGCCAUCCUAUCUCUCCCACCCAGGGCAUUGUUAACCAUCUUUAUGAGCUUUGUAACCCAGCCUCAUAACUACCUCCCCUCCUCUGUAUCGAUCUUAUAUCCACCCUGUGAGCACACUGUAUCUCCUCCUAUAUUUACCUCAAUUGCCCCCGAAUCAGCCCCGAGUGAGUCGUCCUCUUCCCUCAUUCAGUUUGUCUCCUGUGAAACCUCCACCUCGUCUCGAAGUGAGGCCCACAGACCCACAAUGCAACAGUUUUACCAAAAAUUAAAGUGUGACAAAACUGACUUCUACCACAAAUCAGCCGAUCAGAUAAUCCACAACCAUUUGAGACUGAAAACAUGAACCCUGAUUGUUGACGGGUGCAGAUUACAGGUGCUUUGACACUUUCAAUCUUUUUUGGCAUUAAAAUUGUUGCGAAACGGUUUAA
Messenger RNA from Pleuronectes platessa (European plaice), 4652 nucleotides. It is a transcript of the gene mapk8ip3, whose product is annotated as mitogen-activated protein kinase 8 interacting protein 3. Gene Ontology annotation, biological process: vesicle-mediated transport. NCBI's taxonomy places the organism in Eukaryota, Metazoa, Chordata, Actinopteri, Pleuronectiformes, Pleuronectidae. The transcript is spliced from 32 exons. Gene Ontology annotation, molecular function: MAP kinase scaffold activity; kinesin binding; JUN kinase binding. The record is from RefSeq and is a predicted model, not a curated record. Gene Ontology annotation, cellular component: cytoplasm.